Molecule: messenger RNA, 10332 nt
Organism: Amphiprion ocellaris (clown anemonefish)
Lineage: Eukaryota; Metazoa; Chordata; Actinopteri; Pomacentridae
Gene: col12a1a
Product: collagen, type XII, alpha 1a
Exons: 66
Coding region: 217-9567 (3116 amino acids)
Molecular function (GO): protein binding
Source: RefSeq, a predicted model, not a curated record
UUCCCACUUGGAAAGAGGCUUUUCCUCCUUGGACAUCUGCUGGCGGAGCUUCCAGUAGCUAGAGAGAGCAGAGAGGGGUCCAGCCGCAGCUCCUGAAACUUCUCUUACUUUCCAGAGGGGGAGGCUUCAAACAGGCUGCUCUCAAGUUUGGUCCGUUCACUUUUGGGAGGACUUGAAUAGUCUGAUUGAUGCGCUGCUGAUCCUUUAGGACCAAACAUGAAGAUAGGGCUAUCACUGGCCACGGCUGCCUUCUUUGCAGCCCUGCUGUCCUCCAUAGAUGCUCAAGUGGAACCGCCGUCAGACUUGAAAUUUAAAAUUCUAAAUGAGAACACAGUGGAAAUGUCAUGGGCAAGGCCCUCAUCAAGGAUAGAGGGCUUCAGAAUACAAGUUGUAUCAGAUGCAGAUGAACCGACCAGAGAUUUUACCUUGGAUGCUUAUACCACUACCACCUCCAUCACUGAUCUGACCCCUGACCUGGACUAUUCAGUGUCCAUAAACUCUUAUGAUGGGUCUGAGGAGAGCAUCCCCAUCUUUGGACAACUGACUAUCCAGUCCGGUAACACCAGUGGACGAGUCAGGAGGCCACAGUCAGAUGCAAUGAAGUGUUCGGUCAGUGCAAUCGCAGACUUGGUUUUCUUGGUAGAUGGCUCAUGGAGUGUUGGCAGAGAAAAUUUUAAACACAUCCGUAGUUUUAUUGCCGCGCUGGCAGGGGCUUUUGACAUUGGAGAGGACAAAACUCGGGUGGCUGUGGUUCAGUACAGCACAGACACCCGCACAGAGUUCCCCCUCACCCGUUACACCAGGAGAGGAGACCUGCUCCAAGCCAUCAACUCGCUGCCGUACAAAGGAGGGAAUACUAUGACAGGUGAUGCCAUAGAUUACCUGCUGAAAAACAUCUUCACUGAGGCAGCUGGAUCCAGGAAAAGUUUUCCAAAGGUAGCCAUGAUCAUCACUGAUGGAAAAUCCCAAGACCCAGUGGAGGAGUAUGCUAAAAGACUUAGGAACAUUGGAGUGGAAAUAUUUGUUCUAGGUAUCAAAGGAGCAGAUGAGGACGAGCUCAGGGAAAUGGCCUCCACACCUCACAGCAAACAUGUGUAUAACGUGCCCAACUUUGAUCAGAUUCAAGAAGUACAGAAAAGUAUCAUUGGAGAAGUAUGCUCCGGUGUUGAUGAUCAGCUCAGCUCGUUGGUCAGCGGAGAAGAAAUGGUGGAGCCCGCCGCUAACCUGCAGGUCACCGAAAUUGCAUCUAAGUCAAUGAGGGUGACAUGGGAUGCAUCCUUGGGAGAGAUCACAGGCUACAAGCUCACCCUGGUUCCCAUGCUGCCUGGAAUGAAGCGCCAAGAGCUGUACAUUGGACCCAUGCAGACAUCCAUCAAUGUUCGUGACCUUUCCCCUGAGACUGAGUAUGAGAUCACCUUGUACGCCCUCAAAGGUCUGACUCCCAGUGAACCCAUCAUGGCAAUGGAGAAGACCCAACCUGUUAAGGUGUCAACAGAAUGCUCCCUGGGAGUGGAUGUGCAGGCUGAUGUGGUCCUCCUGGUUGAUGGCUCAUACAGUAUUGGAUUACAAAACUUUGCCAAAGUCCGUGCCUUCUUGGAGGUUCUGGUCAAUUCCUUUGACAUUGGACCCGGCAAGGUCCAGAUCAGUUUGGUCCAGUACAGUCGUGAUCCACACACUGAGUUUGCCCUCAACACCCACCAUGACAUUAGUGCUGUAGUCAAAGCUGUACGCACCUUCCCCUAUCGUGGUGGUUCCACAAAUACUGGCAAGGCCAUGACCUACGUCCGAGAGAAGAUCUUUAUCCAGGCUCGUGGAGCGAGACAGAAUGUCCCCCGUGUCAUGGUCCUGAUCACAGACGGAAAGUCAUCUGACUCUUUCAAGGAUGCAGCCACCAACUUGAGGAAUAUCGAUGUGGAGAUCUUUGCCGUUGGUGUGAAGGAUGCGGUGAGGUCAGAGCUGGAGGCCAUUGCUAAUCCACCAUCAGACACUCAUGUGUAUGAAGUGGAGGACUUUGAUGCCUUUCAGAGGAUCUCCAAGGAGCUGACUCAGUCCAUCUGUCUGAGGAUUGAACAGGAGCUGCUCAACAUCAAAAAGAGAAGUCUGCUUCCACCCACUGACUUGACAUUCUCAGAGAUCACCUCCCGAAGCUUCCGCUCGACCUGGAUAGCUCCUGCUGCCAGAGUCUUGUCUUACUUGGUCCGUUUCCGCAAGGCUGAAGAUAUCACUGGAGACUACAUUUCCCUCGCAGUGGCUGGUGACACCACUACAGCGGUUCUUCCCCACCUUUUCCCCCUCACCACCUACGAAGUCAACGUCUUCGCUCAGUACGAUAAAGGAGACAGUUUCCCUUUGACUGGGGAAGAGACCACUCUUGAAGAGCAAGGUACCGUACGAAACUUACGAGUGACAGAGGAGACAACAAACAGUUUUAGGGUGUCAUGGCAAGCAGCUCCAGGUGCGGUGAUCAGGUACCACCUGUCCUAUGUCCCGAAAAGUGGCACAGGAGAGAUACUGCAGGCCCAAACCAUCGGACCAGAGACAACCAUCGUUCUCCAGGAGCUUUUCCCCAUCACCACCUACCGUGUGUCUGUGUCUGCUGAGUAUGCAACUGGUGUAGGAGAUGAGAUGCAGGUGGAUGGUACUACCAAGGAAGUCCGUGGCUCUCCUCGUGACCUCCGUGUCUUUGAUGAGACCAUAUCUACAAUGAAACUGGCUUGGCAGGCUGCUCCCGGAAACGUCCUUCAGUACCGCAUUGCCUUCAAACCUGCCGAGGGAGGUGAAAGGAAGGAGAUAUCUGUCAAGGGAGAUACCACCCAGGCUCUGCUGAAGAACCUGCAACCAGCCACUGAAUAUGAGCUGUUUGUCAGCGCUCGCUAUUCUUCUGGUCUGGGUGAUCCUCUUCUGGGAACAGGAACCACCUUAGAGGAGCUCGGCUCACCCAGAGACUUAGUGACCAGAGACGUCACUGACACCAGUUUUGGCGUGUCUUGGGCCGCGGCUCCGGGUAACGUCCGUCAGUACCGCAUCCUGUGGAAGUCUCUGUUCAGCGAGGAGUCUGGGGAAAAGACAGUUCCAGGAGGCACCACCGCCACAGUUCUGGACGGGCUCACCCCAGAGACACGCUAUCAGGUGUCUGUGUAUGCCAUCUAUGGCCAUGGAGAGGGUCAGCCACUGGUUGGAGAGGAAACCACAGAUAUCUCGGCUGCUGGCAGAACGAUUGUUGUCUCAGAGGAGACGGAGAGGAGCAUGAAGGUGGCAUGGCAGCCUGCACCUGGAAAUGUCGUCAACUACCGCGUUACUUACAAACCCAAGGUUGGAGGGCGCCAGCUAGCAGCCAAAGUCCCCGGUGGGACUACCUUCACUGUGCUGAGGCGCCUAACACCCCUCACUACCUAUGAUAUCACUGUUCUGCCUGUCUACCGUUCUGGAGAAGGCAAAGCGAGGCAAGGAGAAGGAACAACACUGUCACCGUACAAAGGUCCAAGAAACCUCCAGACUUCAGAGCCUACCAGGACCAGUUUCCGUGUCACCUGGGAUCACGCUCCCGGUGAUGUUAAGGGCUACAAAGUCACUUUCCACCCUGUUGAUGAUGACAUCAACCUGGGAGAACUUAUGGUCGGUCCCUAUGACAACACCGUGGUGCUGGAGGAGCUCAGAGCUAAUACCAAAUACACAGUGAGUGUGUUUGGUAUGUUUGAAGGAGGAGAGAGUGUGCCAUUGGCUGGAGAGGAGAACACCACUAUGAAAGAUGAACCUGACCUUCCACUUAUUGAGGCACCAAAUGUCAUGUGUAAGACCAAUGCACAGGCUGACAUUGUGCUGCUGGUGGACGGCUCCUGGAGUAUUGGACGUCUGAACUUCAAGACUAUCCGUGCCUUCAUCGCCCGUAUGGUGGGAGUCUUCGAAAUUGGCCCUGAGCGGGUCCAGAUUGGUCUUGCUCAGUACAGUGGAGACCCAAAGACUGAAUGGCACUUGGAUGCUCACAACACCAGAGAGUCUCUCCUGGAAGCUGUGGCUAACCUGCCCUACAAAGGAGGAAACACCUUGACAGGUCUGGCUUUGAACUACCUCCUCCAGAACAACUUCAAAGAAAAUGUCGGGAUGCGCCCCAACGCCAGAAAGAUCGGUGUUUUGAUCACUGACGGCAAAUCCCAGGACGAUGUCAUUGUCAACUCUCAGAACUUGCGCGAUCAGGGCAUUGAGCUGUAUGCCAUCGGUGUGAAGAACGCAGAUGAGAAUGAGUUGAGGUCCAUUGCCACUGAUCCGGAUGAUAUUCACAUGUACAAUGUGGCUGAUUUCUCCUUCUUGCUGGACAUUGUGGACAGAGUUAGUGACAACCUCUGCAACAGUGUCAAGGGACCAGGAGGUGCUCCAGAUGCACCCACUGAUCUGGUGACAUCAGAGGUGACUCACCAGUCCUUCAGAGCCACCUGGACCGCCCCCGAUGGCCCAGUGGAAAAGUACCGUGUGGAGUACAUGACCGUAUCAGGACGCCCACAACAGGUGUUUGUUGAUGGUACUGAGACAACAGUGGUUCUCCAGCGCCUCAACCCUCUGACAGAGUACCUGGUUAACGUCUACUCCGUGGUGGGAGAGGAGAGCAGCGAGCCCCUAAAAGGAGUUGAGACCACACUGCCUCUGAGUGCCGUGAGGAGGAUGACCAUUUACGAUGAGCAGAUCUCCACCAUGCGAGUGAGGUGGGAGCAGGCAGCAGGAGCCACCGGCUACAUGCUGCUCUACAGCGCCAUCAAUGCCACCCAGCCCACCGUCGAGCAGGAGAUUAGAGUGGGAGGAGAUACAACUGAUGUCCAGCUGGUGAAGUUGCUUCCCAACACGGCCUACACACUUUCCCUUUUCGCUCUCCAUGGAGAAUCAGCUAGUGAACCACUGACCGACCAGGGAGUCACCCUGCCCAUGCCUCCUGCGGGUGAACUCAGGGUUCGGGAUGUUACCCACAGCACCAUGUGGCUUAACUGGGAUGCUGCUCCUGGUCUUGUUCGCAAGUACAUCAUCACCUACAAGCCUGAAGAUGGAGAGGCUAAAGAGCUGGAAGUGGGUGGAGGUGUGACCACCAAGCAGUUGGAUAACCUGAUCUCACAGACCGAGUAUGGUUUGGCUGUUACUCCAAUCUACGAUGAGGGACCUGGACAGCCAAUGUUGGGGGAUGCAAUCACAGAUGUGGUUCCAGCACCAAAGAACCUGCGCUUCUCCGAAGUGACUCAGACCAGCUUCAGAGCUACCUGGGAGCACGGAGCCCCUGAUGUGGCUCUGUACCGCAUUGGCUGGACUAAGAAGGGAGAGUUCAACUUCCAAUACGCCAUUCUGAACAAUGAUGAGUUAAGCCACGUCCUGGAGAACUUGGAGGUAGACACGCCCUACGAUGUGUCUGUGACUGCAAUCUACCCAGAUGAAUCAGAAAGCGAGGAUCUGCUGGGAACCGAGAGGACAUUGUCCAGGACAGUCGGUCCCCUACCACCCAAUGCACCUCCCACCAACUUAGUUGUGUUCAACGAAACCACCACCAGCCUGAACGCCAGGUGGAACCCACCUCUGGGCCGAGUCCAGAACUACAGGAUCACUUACGUCCCCACAGCUGGAGGCAGGAGUCAGACUACCCAAGUUGGAGGAAAGAAGAAUACUGUCCUUCUUCCCAAGCUGACGCCUGACACUGAGUACUCCAUCAGCGUGGUGGCGGUCUACGCCAAAGGAGUCAGCAAGGACCUGAACGGCAUUGGAAAGACCAAGCCUUUGGGGGGUGUUAGGAACCUGCGUGUAACUGACCCCAGCACCAGCACCCUGAACGUCCAGUGGGAGGCUGCUGAGGGUAACGUUCGUCAGUAUAGGAUCUUCUAUGUCCCUGCAGCUGGAGGAGAAGAAGAGAUGGUGCAGGUAUCAGGCAGCACCUACAACACUGUGCUGAAGAACCUGCAGUCUGAUACCGUCUACACCGUAACUGUGGUUCCUGUUUAUUCUGCUGGAGAGGGACAGCGCCUGUCUGAGAACGGCAAAACCCUUGAGCGCAGCCCUGUUAGGAACAUCCAAGUUUUCAACCCCACUACCAACACUUUGAACGUUCGCUGGGAGGCAGCUACCGGCCCAGUCCAGCAGUACCGGGUGGUCUACGCUCCAGCGACUGGAGCCAGGCCUUCUGAGUCGGUUUUGGUACCAGGAGGCACCACCACGACCAUACUGCAGCAGCUGCUCCCAAACACUGACUACAAUGUUGGAGUUGUUGCCUUGUACAGCGACGGAGAAGGACCUGCUAUCAGUAACGCUGGAAAGACAUUGCCUCGCAGUGGUCCAAGGAACAUGCGUGUAUAUGACCCCACCACCAGCACUCUCUCUGUUAGCUGGGAACAUGCAGAAGGUCCUGUCAUGCAAUAUCGCAUCACCUAUGCACAGACUACAGGAGACCCUAUUGAGGAAUAUACUACAGUACCAGGAAACAGGAACAAUGUGGUCCUUCAGAACCUGGACCCAGACACCCCUUACAACAUCAAAGUGACUGCCAUCUAUUCCGACGGACCGGGAGGAGAGCUGGAGGGAGAUGGACGCACAGUGGGUAUGCUCGGCCCCAGGAACCUCCGAGUCUCUGAUGAGUGGUACACCCGCUUCAGGGUGUCCUGGGACCCGGCCCCCUCCAGGGUUACCGGAUACAAGCUUAUCUACCAGCCUGAAGGCUCUGAUGACUCCAUGGAGGUGUUUGUUGGAGACGUGACCUCCCACCAGCUGCAUAACCUGCAACCUGGAACCACCUAUGACCUGAAGGUGCUGGCACAGUACAGCACAGGGCUCAGUGGACCUCUGAUUGGUCAAGGCACCACAUUGUACCUGAAUGUGACAGAUCUGACCACAUACAAUGUCGGCUUUGACUCUUUCUGCAUCCGAUGGGCUCCUCACAGAGCAGCCACUUCCUACAGAGUCAAAGUCAAUCCUUUUGACCCCUCCAAGCGUGGAGCUAAGGAAAUCACUGUCAGAGGCUCAGAUAGCAGUUACUGCUUUGAUGGCUUGAGCCCUGACACUCUUUACAAUGCCACUGUGUACACCCAGACCCCCAACAUGGAGGGACCUGGAGUCAGCGUCAAGGAGAGGACAUUGGUCAUGCCCACUGAGACGCCCACCGAGCCUCCUCCUCCUCCUCCUCCAGUGACAGUCCCCCCUGCUCUUGAUGUGUGCAAAGGUGCCAAGGCAGACCUGGUCUUCCUCAUCGAUGGCUCGUGGAGUAUUGGAGACGAGAGCUUCAACAAAGUCAUCCAGUUUGUUACAAGCAUGACUGCUGCCUUUGAUGUCAUCAGCCCCAAGGGCAUGCAGGUGUCAUUUGUGCAGUACAGCGAUGAUGCCAAGACUGAGUUCAAGCUGAACACCUACCAUGACAAAGGCGUCGUGUUAUCAGCUUUGCAGACUGUCCGCUACAGAGGAGGCAACACCAAGACAGGCGUUAGUCUGAAGCACGUCUAUGAGAAGGUGUUCACCUCCGACAGCGGCAUGAGGAGGAAUGUCCCCAAGGUGCUGGUGGUUGUGACAGACGGACGCUCCCAGGAUGAUGUCAAGAAGAGCGCAGAAAAACUGCAGCAUUCUGGCUACAGUGUGUUUGUGGUUGGGGUGGCUGACGUGGACAUGGCAGAGUUGAGAGUCAUCGGCAGCAAGCCCAGUGAGAGACAUGUGUUUGUGGUGGACGACUACGACGCUUUUGCCAAAAUCCAGGACAACCUGAUCACCUUCAUCUGUGAAACGGCCACUUCCACUUGCCCUCUGAUCUACAUCAAUGGAUUCACCACGCCUGGCUUCAGAAUGCUGGAGGCUUUCAACAUCACAGACCGGACAUUCGGUGCCAUGAAUGGUGUGUCUAUGGAGCCAGGCUCCUUCAACAGCUACAUCGCCUACAGACUGCACAAGGAUGCCUUCCUGAACCAGCCCACCAAGGAGAUCCAUCCGGAAGGUCUUCCCCCAUCUUACACCAUCAUCCUGCUCUUCCGCCUCCUGCCCGAUACACCCUCUGAACCUUUUGAUAUCUGGCAGAUUGCUGACAAAAACAACAACCCCGAAGUCGGGGUCACUGUCAACCCUUCCAGCAAAACAAUCACGUUCUACAACAAGGACACCCGAGGAGAGAUCCAGAGAGCCGUGUUUAAUGAGGAGCAAGUGAAGCGGGUUUUCCAUGGCAGCUUCCAUAAGGUCCACAUUAGCAUCUCUCCAGAGAAAGUCAAGCUCAACGUGGACUGCCAAGAGGUGGCAGAGAAGCCCAUCAAGGAGGCCAACAACAUCACACUGGAAGGCUACGAAGUGCUUGGCAAGAUGGUCAAGUCUGGAGGCGGAAAGAGGCAGUCUGCUACAUUCCAGCUCCAGAUGUUCGAUAUUAUCUGCAGCUUGAGUUGGAUCAGCCGAGACAAAUGCUGCGACCUGCCCGCCACAAGAGAUGAGGCCAAGUGUCCAUCCCUUCCCCACUCUUGCACAUGCACACAGGACAGCAUCGGCCCCCAGGGGCCUCCUGGACCUUCGGGCAGCCCAGGUACUAAAGGACCUCGAGGAGAUAGAGGAGAACCGGGCAAUGCUGGUGCAAUGGGUCCACGUGGUGAGCCAGGACUUCCAGGCUCAAUGGGACCACCAGGUCCACAAGGCCCUAACGGACUCUCUCUACCUGGAGAACCUGGUCGCCCAGGACCAAAGGGAGAUGCUGGAGACCCAGGCCUUGCUGGGCUGCAAGGUCCUCCUGGGCCACGCGGUCCUCUGGGCCCCGUUGGACCAAGUGGAGCGCGGGGGCCACCAGGAAAGGAGGGAUCAUCUGGACCCAGAGGUCCACCGGGGCCCAUGGGAAGCCCUGGAAAUCCAGGUGUACCAGGAAUUACUGGAAAACCAGGGAAACCCGGAGAGCCAGGAAACCCAGGACCAGUUGGCCUUAAAGGAGAGAAAGGAGAGAGGGGAGACUUUGCAUCCCAGAACAUGAUGCGCUCCAUUGCCAGACAAGUUUGUGAACAGCUUGUGAACAGCCAGAUGAGCAGAAUUGACAUGCUGCUCAACCAGAUUCCCUCUGGAUAUCGCAGCAACACUCCAGGGCCGCCCGGUCCUCCUGGCCCCCCUGGCAACCAGGGAACCCGUGGAGAGCCUGGACAACCUGGCCGAACUGGUUUCCCUGGAAACCCAGGUUUACCUGGAAAUCAAGGAGAAAGAGGUUUGCCAGGAGAGAAGGGAGAGAGAGGAUCUCAAGGAACUGGUAUCAGAGGGCAGAGAGGAGCGAACGGACCACCAGGGCCACCGGGAGAGUCAAGAACGGGACCCCCAGGUCCUUCUGGCUCCGCUGGGCCUCGUGGCCCUCCAGGUCGUCAAGGUACUCCAGGGGUGAGAGGACCACCAGGACCCCCUGGAUACUGCGACUCCUCUCAGUGUGUUGGCAUUCCUUACAAUGGACAAGGAUACACAGCCAACCGCUACCCGCCUGAACCUGAGGUAGUGGCUAUACCUGUGGAGCCAGCUGAAGAGUUUGAGACAAUACAGUCACCCGGUUACUCACGAAACCAACGAGGAAAGAGAUCACUACCACAGGACAAUACAGAAAGACUAGCAUCAUAGCUAUGAUAAAGAGUUCUCAGAAAGUGUACUAUUGAAAUGACUUCCAUGAUCACUUAGGUGAGGAUGAAGAGAUAUUCAGAACAAACUAGAUCUAGUACUUAUAUGGGUUUGAUACCCCUGGCUAUAUUGAACAUAUAUUAUUUUUCUGACAUGAGAAAUUUUAGCAAGAUGAAUACAAACCUACAUGUUACAAACCUGUGUGCUUGCUAAGUGUUUUCCUUAAGUGUCUGCUUGUAAUAUAACUGCAAGUGUUUAUCGGACUCCAACGUGUAAUGCACUAAUCAUGUGAAAACCAGCAGAAAGUAUGUCCAAAGAAGUACAGUCUGUAUGUUUUUGAACACUUUCCCAUGUUGUUUUUGUCAAAUGUCAGUAUGUAAAGCUGUUUCAGAUACUCCAUUGGUUUUAAAAGAACUCAGACAAUUUAUUUUAUCCCCAAAGAUUUGUUCAUUGUGAUUUUUUUUCUUGUAUGGCCUGUAAACUCAAUGAUAAUUUGACUCAUUGUAGCACAAACCAAAUUUUUUCAAAUUUUGUUUUGUUAUCAAAGGUGGAAUUGCAUGAUUGUGUUGUAUAUUUACUGAGGAUUUCUAAGUCAGAAUAUAGUUGUUGUUUUCUAUCAAUGCAGUUUAGAUUUGAUUGCAAGACUAUGGACAUAGGAUUGCUUUUCUCAUGUUUUAACUGCACAUUUUGUGAAUUCCACACAGCCUUAUUUUCUUAUUUAUUUCUGAAACAGAAGAGGCAUUUUUCAAUAAAACUACUGAAAAUGUA